AUGAACCACUUUGUGUGGACCAGCGACCUUCUGGAGAUCAACGAGGCCCUGGUGACACAGCGCGGGGUGCGAAUCUACUACGGCGAGGAGAAGAUAAAAUUUGAUGCUGGAACCCUCCUUCUUAGUACACACCGACUGAUUUGGAGAGAUCAGAAAAAUCAUGAGUGCUGCAUGGCCAUUCCUCUGUCCCACAUUGUAUUCAUUGAGGAACAGGCAGCUGGAAUUGGGAAGAGUGCCAAAAUAGUGGUUCAUCUGCAUCCAGCUCAUCCAACCAAAGAACCUGGCCCAUUCCAGAGUAGUAAAAACUCCUACAUCAAACUCUCCUUCAAAGAACAUGGCCAGAUUGAGUUUUACAGGCAUUUAUCAGAGGAAAUGACCCAGAGAAGAUGGGAGAAUAUACCAGUUUCUCAGUCGAUACAAACAAAUAGAGGACCCCAGCUAGGAAGAGUAAGAACUGUAGGAAUUGUAGGUAUUGAAAGGAAACUGGAAGAAAAAAGAAAAGAAACUGACAAAAACAUUUCUGAGGCCUUUGAAGACCUUAGCAAGCUAAUGAUCAAGGCUAAAGAAAUGGUGGAGUUAUCAAAAUCAAUUGCUAAUAAAAUUAAAGAGAAGCAGGGUGACAUCACAGAAGAUGAGACCAUCAGGUUUAAGUCGUACUUGCUGAGCAUGGGAAUAGCUAACCCAGUCACCAGGGAAACCUGGUACCACAUGCAGCUGGCUAAACAGCUGGCUGGAAUAUUGCAGGUGCCUUUAGAGGAACGAGGGGGAAUAAUGUCACUCACAGAGGUGUACUGUUUAGUUAACCGAGCUCGAGGAAUGGAAUUGCUCUCACCAGAAGAUUUAGUGAAUGCAUGCAAGAUGCUGAAAGCACUGAAAUUACCUCUCAGGCUCCGGGUUUUUGACAGUGGUGUCAUGGUAAUUGAGCUUCAGUCCCACAAGGAAGAGGAAAUGGUGGCCUCGGCCCUGGAGACAGUUUCAGAAAAAGGAUCCCUAACAUCAGAAGAGUUUGCUAAGCUCGUGGGAAUGUCUGUCCUUCUGGCCAAAGAGAGGUUGCUGCUUGUAGAGAAGAUGGGUCAUCUUUGCCGAGAUGACUCAGUAGAAGGCUUGCGGUUUUACCCAAAUUUAUUUAUGACACAGAGCUAAAGGUUUUGUAUUUGAAAUACUUUCUGUCCAUACUUAUAUCUGGUAGACUGUAUGACACUGAGCUAAGAGAUAAACCCCGAUAAACUGAAAAUUUAUUAGAAUGAUAAAAAUCUUUUAAUCUCUCCCU
Molecule: messenger RNA, 1270 nt
Organism: Sciurus carolinensis (gray squirrel)
Lineage: Eukaryota; Metazoa; Chordata; Mammalia; Rodentia; Sciuridae
Product: vacuolar protein-sorting-associated protein 36-like
Biological process (GO): protein transport to vacuole involved in ubiquitin-dependent protein catabolic process via the multivesicular body sorting pathway
Cellular component (GO): late endosome membrane; ESCRT II complex
Molecular function (GO): ubiquitin binding; phosphatidylinositol-3-phosphate binding
Source: RefSeq, a predicted model, not a curated record